This is a messenger RNA of Lolium perenne, 501 nucleotides long. The record is from RefSeq and is a predicted model, not a curated record. NCBI's taxonomy places the organism in Eukaryota, Viridiplantae, Streptophyta, Magnoliopsida, Poales, Poaceae.
AUGGCGGCUGCCAGUCUUGUCUUCCUAGUCCUCUUCCUUGCAGCAACGGCGACACUGAAGCAGGCUGCCGGAAGGGUAGACCCGCGGAACCUUCCGGUGGAGAAGGAAGCAGCAGCCACAGCUGGAGGUGUUGUUGUCUUCCUCCCGCCACUUCCCGCUCUGCCUAGUUACCCGCCACUGCCACCGCUCCCAAGCAUACCACCUUUCCCCACCUUCCCCGGCUUCACGCCCACGCCCGUUUCUUCUUCCCAACCGGCCAACUGCAUGGACCCUCUGACGCCGGUGUACUCGUGCGUAGAAUACCUUACCUCAGCCACCGCAGCUCCUACGCAGAUAUGCUGUCAAAACUUCCGUGAGCUAGUGAACAGCAAUGGUAGCAUCUGCCUUUGCCAUGUGAUAACUGCCAACCCACGCCUGAUGAGGUACAUUAACGGCACAAUAAGUCAGCUGCGAAUGCUCACUCUUCCCUUCACCUGCGGCAGCAGAAUCCCGUUGGAUUGA